Messenger RNA from Phaeodactylum tricornutum CCAP 1055/1, 2934 nucleotides. RefSeq lists its product with no specific name. Gene Ontology annotation, molecular function: phosphatase activity. Lineage: Eukaryota; Bacillariophyta; Bacillariophyceae; Surirellales; Neidiaceae. The record is from RefSeq and is a predicted model, not a curated record. The transcript has 3 exons. The coding region runs from base 1 to 2934 and encodes 977 amino acids. Gene Ontology annotation, cellular component: cytoplasm.
AUGCCGUCGCUGAUUGCGAAAAAUGGAGCGCUCCUCUUUGCGCUGAUAGGACUUCCAUAUUGCCAGGCAUUCAUCACUAUAUGUCCAACCUCCACAUGCAAGCAGACACUCCUACGCGGAACGCUUCCAAGUGAAGAAAUCCUUGCAGAUAAGCCCGAAGCUGACAAUGAAUAUUCGUCGCAAAAGAGUCGUCGGGAAAUGUUGGCCUCCGCAGCAUCUUCCUUGGCUUACUUUCCAGUAUAUUCAUCCCUGGAAGCUAAUGCUAUAGAAAAGAAGGAAGCUGUCUUCUUCAAUUCCUUGUCGGAUCUUCCUCCUUUAGCUGACGACAAUGUACGUAUUUUUCUUUGUCGACAUGGCCAAACGGAAAACAAUCGCCUCAAGCUAAUUCAAGGAUCACGACUUGAUCCUUCCAUAAACGAAACAGGGCAAGAACAGGCUCGGAGACUGGGGAAAGCACUAUCUUUUGCGCUUCCGGUUGUCCCUACGAUCGUUUUUCAUUCGCCCUUGAUUCGCGCCCGCCAAACGGCCCAAAUCGCGGCUUUGCAGUUUUCCAGCAAUCCAUCCGUCUCGUCGCCGACCCUCCGUCAAUUAGACAGCUUGAACGAAAUCGAUUUUGGAAGCGCUGCUGAAGGCGAAUCAGUCGAGCCUUACCGGGCGAAGAUGAUGGCUACCUAUGCUGGCUGGUCCGUAGGAGAGCUAGACCUCAGCAUGGGGGAAGGCGGCGAAACGGGAGGGGAGGUACUGGCACGAAUCGAAAAAUCGUUACAGGACCUCGCCAAGAGUGCGUCCAACGCUUCAAAUCGAUGUGUUGCAGCCAUAGCGCAUUCAACCUUCCUCAAAAUACUGUUGGCCACGGCCCAAAAUAUUCCUUUGGCGCAAGUAGCGAUGUUGGAACAAAAAAACUGUUGCGUCAAUGUGCUCGAUUUAAGCACCAAGCAAGCCAUAAACCUGGCAUCUAGGAGCGAGUUACUAGGAGGCCCCCUCUCGCUAGCACCAUUGGAGUUUACGUUGUCGAUCCCCAAGACAGCCGUAAUCCGGAUGAACGAAAAGCGACACCUUGGCGUCGCCGCUUUCCAAACGACAGUCUCCAAUUCUGCGACUCGACGAUUCCAUUCGGCCGGAUUACGGACGACCCAUGAGGAGAGCGACAUAGAUUCACGUAGGGACUUCCUGCUACAGACGGUUUCACUACUAUCGGGUGGCGUUGCGUUGUCAGGUUCUCCAGACAGUGCCACAGCUGUCGUUGGCGCGUUACCUGAGUUUGCCGAUUCCAAUGCAAUCUUGCAGGGUGUUACUAUAAAAGUAGCCGAUCAGUCGCAGCAGGAGGCCAUGGUUUUAUUUUUGAAAGACUCUUUUGAUUUCGAAGUUUUACGACGGCGUGUUCAAGGAUCAAUCGAAGAAACAUGGUUAGGCUACGGUCCUGAACAGCUGCGAAUACCAGACGACUUCACCCUUCCAGUGUCGUCCUUCAACACUUACGGAGGCCAUGCUUCCGUUCGUCUCGUAUAUGACGCCAAGGCGACGGUUCCCUUGUAUCGGACGGGAGAGAAAGCGCCAGGCGAAAAUUUUGCUUUUCUGCAAGUUGCUGUUCCAGGCUACCGAAUUUCGCAAAUGGUUAAGCACGGUGGCAACAUCAUUGACGCUUACGGUUUUGUCAACGUGGUUUCACCAUCGGGACUACCAAUGCGAGGGAUUGUAGGGAUCACCCCGGACCCAAUAAUGUUUGUGGCAAUCAAUUGCAUAGACGUUAAGGCCAGUCAGGCCUUCUACGAAAAGCUGGGAUUCCAAAAGCAAGAGUAUCCGUAUGCACGACCCUCGAAGGGAACGGGACCGUUUGAGCCAGCACAACCAUCAAAAUCGGUUUACAUGGCGCCUUCCGCUAACUGUAUGGGAUUACUCCUGCUCCCGUCGAAGAAAAAACGUCUUCAAGCCAACCCUGUUGUGCAGUCUUUGAAUCUCGUAUACACGCCAUCGGAAGAAUCCGAUUCUGCUGAUACCAUGCCGACACUAUUUGAUCCUUCGGGUAUUGCCGUUUCUUUCCAAUCUGUUCCUCAGUUUGAGCUAGAAGAAAAAGAAACUAGAAUAGUGAAUAGAAUUCUCAUCUGUGUCGCCGCCUUAUCAAACGUUGCUUCCUUUCUUCCGGCUUCGCUCCCGAGGAGUCAAACAAAAAGCAAAGUAAAGCAACAUUUGGUACCAGUGGAUGCUUUCAGCUCUUCGCUGGUAACCUCUGUGGUGGAAUAUUUUGAUGGUAGUACAAUUGUAGACCCUACCAUCGUUUCCGAUGUGUAUUGGCAAUCACUAGGUAGCAGAAUUGUUUCCGUGGUCAUUGCACAGGUUCUAGUUAUCGCCACUUUUGCCGUUGUUUCUUGGGUUGCUUCGAAGCAAAUUGGUAACACUAUAAAUUUCAUUGCCCUCAAGAUUUUUGGACAAGACAGACGAACGGAGGCAAAGAAUAUCGAUGGAGCUUCCGGCCAGCGGCUCAAAGUACCACCAAACUUAUCGAAUGUGCCACCUCGUAGUCCCGACUUUGGCAAGCUUUUUGUUUGCGUGAUAAUUGACAUUGUUGGGUCGUCUUCGGAGCUGCUUCCCAUCAUCGGAGAAUUGUCGGAUGUUGUGUACGCACCGAUUGCGGCACUCUUGUUACGCAAAUUAUACAACAGUAACGUUAUCUUUGCGUUGGAAUUUGUGGAGGAAAUUUUGCCCUUUACUGAUAUUUUGCCCCUCGCCACGAUUUGUUGGACUGUCGAUACCUUUGCACCCGAUUCGGAUGUUGCCAAGUUUUUGAAUGUUGGCAAUUACGGGAAUUCUCAGGCUCGUGCUAGCACUUCCUUUGAUGAUGGGAUGGACGCAAUUGACGUAAAUGGAGAAGUGAAAUCUCCGGCAAAAAAAGCUUCUACAACGAUAGCGAGUAGAGACGACGGGCAACUAAGGUGA